Manduca sexta (tobacco hornworm) is the source of this 1111-nucleotide messenger RNA. Its product is annotated as collagenase. The record is from RefSeq and is a predicted model, not a curated record. NCBI's taxonomy places the organism in Eukaryota, Metazoa, Arthropoda, Insecta, Lepidoptera, Sphingidae. Gene Ontology annotation, biological process: proteolysis. The coding region runs from base 67 to 1062 and encodes 331 amino acids. The transcript has 8 exons. Gene Ontology annotation, molecular function: serine-type endopeptidase activity.
UCUUUUAAUGCUUAUGAUAUUGUGCAUGUAAUUAUUUCGUGAAUAAUUAGUUUAGUAUUGUUCAAAAUGGCUGCUUGGAGAGGUGUAUUCGCCUUGCUGUCUGUCUCUGUUGCAUUGACGUUUGGGAGCCCGCUCGCGUCGUUCCCGGAACAUUUGAGAGCCGACUCGCGUAUCGUCUCAGGAUGGGAGGCUGAAGAAGCGCAGUUUCCUUACCAGCUGUCAAUGCGGAUGGUGAACGCCACUGGAGGCGUCACUGCAUGCGGCGCCACCAUCAUCCACAGCGAAUGGGGAUUGACUGCUGCCCACUGCACUGCUGGGCGUAUAAGCAUCGUCAUCCGUGCUGGCACGGUAAACGUCACACGUCCAGGCCUCAUCUUUGAGACCACUAACUACAUCAACCACCCGUGGUACAACGAGGACUUUCCAACCGUCGUGCAGCCACAUGACAUCGGCCUUCUGAAGUUCGAGAGAGUACUUAAGUUUAACAAUUUUAUUCAACCAAUAAGGAUUCACAAUUCAGCUGACAAGAACCGUAAUUACGAGGGCCAUGUCAUGACCGCCACUGGCUGGGGACGCACUUGGACCGGUGGUUCUUCACCUGAAAACAUGAACUGGGUCUACCUCCUCGGAGUAUCGCACGAAACCUGUCUCGAAGCCUUUAGAUGGAGUCCAAUCAUCCAGCCUUCCACCAUCUGCGCCGCGUACUUCAAUGUCACCAGCCAGUCCACUUGCCAGGGCGACAGUGGUGGUGGCCUGACUGUAGUAGAUGACGACGGUGUGAUCAGCCAAGUGGGAGUCUCCUCAUUCGUCUCUGGAAGCGGUUGCCACACCCCCAUUCCUGCAGGAUUCGUGCGUCCCGGACACUACCACGAGUGGUACUUGGAAGUGACCGGCAUCAAUUUCGAUUGGUCACACACAACGCCUGAGCCAGAAACAGAGCCCGAUUCCGAAUCAUCCGAGUCCGAUUCAGAAUCAGAAUCGGAUUCCUCCGAAUCCGACUCUUCAGAAUCAUCGGAAUCCGAAGAAGAUCCGGAAUCUAAACCCGAGCCCGAAGCAUUUUAAUGUGUAGUUUUUUGAACAGCGUAAUGAAUUAAAAUAUUUUAUUGUGUAA